Capra hircus (goat) is the source of this 4683-nucleotide messenger RNA. RefSeq names its product ubiquitin conjugating enzyme E2 D4 (putative) (gene UBE2D4). Gene Ontology annotation, biological process: protein polyubiquitination; ubiquitin-dependent protein catabolic process. The transcript is spliced from 9 exons. NCBI's taxonomy places the organism in Eukaryota, Metazoa, Chordata, Mammalia, Artiodactyla, Bovidae. Gene Ontology annotation, molecular function: ubiquitin conjugating enzyme activity. The coding region runs from base 112 to 579 and encodes 155 amino acids. The record is from RefSeq and is a predicted model, not a curated record. Gene Ontology annotation, cellular component: nucleus.
GCGCACAAGCGGCCGUUCCCAGCUUGCAGCGCUGCGCGGCGGCCGAGCCGGCAGCGGGCCGCCUCAGGCAGCCCCGGGCCAGGCGCCCCCGUCCCCAGCAGCGGGGGUAAGAUGGCGCUGAAGAGGAUCCAGAAGGAAUUAACUGACUUGCAGAGGGACCCCCCUGCCCAGUGCUCCGCAGGACCUGUGGGAGAUGAUUUGUUCCACUGGCAAGCCACCAUCAUGGGCCCGAAUGACAGUCCUUACCAAGGAGGCGUUUUCUUCCUGACCAUCCACUUCCCUACCGAUUAUCCUUUCAAGCCCCCAAAGGUUGUUUUCACAACCAAAAUUUAUCAUCCCAACAUCAACAGCAACGGCAGCAUCUGCCUUGACAUCCUACGGUCCCAGUGGUCUCCAGCUCUGACUGUGUCAAAAGUUCUCUUAUCCAUCUGUUCUCUGCUCUGCGACCCCAACCCUGAUGACCCUCUGGUGCCAGAAAUAGCCCAUACCUACAAGGCUGAUAGAGAGAAGUACAACAGACUAGCAAGAGAGUGGACACAGAAAUAUGCUAUGCAGAACAGAAGAUAUGGAAACUUUUAACAGAGUUCCGCAUUUAGGAUCCUCAGUUACAAGGCUGCUUUCUGUGUUCCAUGGGCUCCAUUCCUUGCUUUGUACCAUGGUGAGGAUUUGCCCUGUUAAUUUUUUCUCUCUCUGCUACCCCUUUGGGCUUUACUUAAACAAAAUUAUAAACUUCACGUGUCCCCUGGGAACACUGCCAUCACACAACUCUGCCAUUUCAGACAAUGGCCAUAAUACUCCUUGAACCAAAUAUAACAAAGUAUGGGAAGGUGGGACAGAUUCCAAUUUCAGAGACAAGUUAGAGGUUCAGAGAAGGAAUAUCCAGGCCCAAGUUGUUGAGUUGGAGGGUGCCAUUUUCAGCCUUUCCAGCAUAAUAGCUUAUGACUCCCCAGAAGCUCAUGAAUUUUCUCUGUCUAGUUAAAAUUUUCCCAAGCCUGCUGUCUCUGUUGGUGAUAAUGCAAUAGAAAAAGUAAAAUUAUCCUUUGGGAUCCCCACUGUGAAUUACCAUUCACCCUUUUGCUUGAUUUGCACUCUGUACUUGGACAGGCCUGUAUUGUGCCAAGCCAAGUGAUGGAAAGGCCACCACAGUGAUGUUCUGCAGGGCUGUCCCUGGCAAGUUUCUUGGACUUUCUACCCCUGAGAAACUUGAUUUUCAAGCCUUCCAGCACUCAGGUUAGCCUGAAGGACAGGCUUCUUAAGUUGAAACCCUUAUUUUAAAAUGCACUGUGUGCAGGCAGCUCCCAGAUAUCACACAGGUAUAGAUAUCAUGUUUCCAAGGCGAGUCCAAGGUCAGUAACUUAACAGCAGAUCUAAAAAUCUAACUGUGCAGUGAUACUUCAUUUUCUCCAUAGACCAGAGAUACCAGGGAAUUGCAUGAUCUUAAGCAAUUAAUCCAACAUGAACAAAUGACUUAACUCUGGCCAAAAGUAUCUCAGUUUGCUGGAUGGAGCUGUGAUCUUGAUCCUUUAGCAGACUAUAGGAAGACCCAGGAAUUCCAAGAAUAUGGCAAAGGGUCAAAAUCUCCUGACAAGGGGUUAAAAGACCAGAACACCCAUGUCCAGUGGGCCUGGCAGCUCACAGUUCAACCAUGUGUCAGCACCAUGGGAUCCAACACCACCUGACCGCAGAGGCCCAAGAAUAGGCAGGUUUCUGUCUCUCAAAUUCAGGACAAAGCCUCCUAAAGUGAUAAAAAGGUGCUUGUGAGACUGGUCAACAGAGCUCCUGGCCCGAAGGCCUGUUCUGGCAGAGAAGGAGAAAGCCUUGGGAGCAGCACGGGCCGCUUGUCCCUCCUGCCCUCGCCUGCCCCCUCUUCUGUGCCUCUGUUUCUCCAGCUCUUCUCACUGUGACACAUGCUUCCUCCCUGGCAGCACUGGGUGAGGGUUGAAUGAGGAUUAGACCUAGCCAUGAAAGCUGGUCUGAGAAACAGGAUGGCUUACCAGUGGUACCAAGCUGAGUCCUUGGACUCUUUGAUCAAUAGAAAUUGAUAAGAGAUCAGACAAGAAAUUUAGGCAAGGCUUUACUGGAACUCACACUGCAGCAGUGGGGAGUUAAGAACAAGUGAACCGGUGCCCUUGCUUGACCCCUGCAGGUGGCAGGGCGAGCUGGUCCCUUAAAUGAGGUGAGGGUGGGAUGGACCAGUGGGUCAGGUUUACAGGGUGGCUUGGGUGGUCUGCCAGCCCACAUGGUGGUGCUGUGUGCAAGGAUCGUGCAGAACCCUGCUUUUGCUCCCCGUACCUCAGAAAUGACAGUUGGGUUUUGGUCUUUUUGUAUUAGUCAGAAUUGACCCCAACUGUGCAUUCGUCAAGUUAUUUUUAGUUCCUUAUAGUUUCUUUGUGUUCUGUUGCUCAAGGAGAUGUUUGUUCAGGUGCGAGCACUCCAGUAAAGGGACCCAGGCCCCAACCUAUCUCACCAGCACCCUCACAACAGCAGCCUGGUACCAUGCAGGCAGGCACACUGGGCUCCUUCAGGCCUGGUGAUCUUCCCAGCCAGUCUGCUGGCCUCAUCAUGACCACCAUUGGGGUUUCUCUUCUGUUGGCAGAGGGAUUUUAUUAAAAACAAAAAUAAAAAGCUACAGAAAAUCUGCAAACCCUCUGUCAAACCAAAUAGUGAGUGGUUUCUUGACUUUCCUAAAAAAUGUCACGUCUCCAUAUUACCCCAUCUCCACCACACUUCUCCCAGGCUCCUAAUCCUUACUGUCAGAUAAGCCCACUUGAGCUGUCCAGCUCCCGGCAGCAGAGCUUACCUCUGGGUGCGCGGGCUUGGCUGGGCUCCAUUUUAAGAGGUAAUGACAGAAUUGCCCUCUCAGAGCCUGCCUCUCACCUAUGCUGCCCAUGCCCGCUGCCAGACCCCCCCCAGCCCCCCGCACAGUAGCUCAAGGGGCUAGUCAUGGGGAAUGUCCAUCACCGCUGGCUGGUCAUUACUUUCUAAUGACUGUAGGUGGCUUUAUCCAGGCAAUGACUGAGCAAUUGCCAAAUGCAAGGUGUGAAGGGGAGGGGAAAGGAAAAGAAUUAUACAAAGAAAAUGUGGUUGCUCUCUGGGAGUUCACUGGAACUACACAGGCCUCAGGAAGGAGCUAAAACUAGGGUAGAGCCCGAUGGAUGGACAGGGAGGAGGGUCCUACAGGCAAAGGACUAUGUUCCCCAACAAGCACAGCACAUUCUGGGAGCUCACUCAGCAACCUGGUGACACUCCCACACAUGGCCCUUCUGAAAUUGGGGCCCUGUUACCUUCUGGGUGGCACAGGGCUCACCUUUCCAGAGAAUCAUUGAAGGCAGAGGAGUGCAGGAUGAACAGCAAUUUUCAUAUUAAGUGGAUGGUAUAGUUCAUAUAAGCUAGUGUGUAAAACCAUUUCACACCCUAGACUCCCAGGGAAACAAGCACCAUCACUGGGCCAGGGGCUUUGUAGGGGCAAGGACCUGGGCACAGAGCUGCAUCUGUCCCUCCAUCCACAUGAAGAAUAAAAUGACAUUAGGCCUGGGCCCAGCCUCAUCUCAAAGCUUGUUCCCAGGAGCAAUAAUGACCUGGCCAGGGCACUAGAAGGCCAGACGUGCUCAAUGGGCAAAAUGAUCUACCAGCUCUAGAAAUAAGGAUGUAGAUGGAGGCAUGGGCUGUAAAGUUGGGGGUGGCAGAGGCAAGGGGUGAAAGGCUAACUACCCUUCUGAGGGAACUUGGCUAGUUCUUCUGUGUCAAAUAUCCAGCAGUAGGAAUAACCUGGUAGUCCAGUGGUUAGCAGUCUGUGCUUCCACUGUAAGGGUCACAGGUUCAAUUCCUAGUCGGGAAACUAUGAUCCCACAUGCCAUGUGACCGAAGCAAACUCAGGACACCAUCCUGGAACAGGAGGAACUAACAAUAACUUGUCAACAUCUUUUGGUUUAAAAUGUUGGCAGAGUUGUAGUUAAACUGCAAAAUCCCCAUCACCUGUACCUUCUGUUCCCUUUGAACCUUCUAGAAUUUCUGCUGACUUCUUGCUAUGGGCCGAUCUGUCUACAACAGGGAGCUUGGCUGAUGCCACACAUGCCUCCAGGUCUUUGAGGUCAAGGCUUCAGUAAGACUUGAGAAGCUAGAAGCCCUCACAGAAAGAGCUAUGUGAGCAGCAAGUGUGCCCUCUCUGUAAAGGGUUAGGAUGGCAGGAAAGAGCAUUGCUUCUCCUGAAGGAGGUGGUUUUGCCCUUUCUGUGAGACACCACAUACUGACUUGUGACAGCCCCUCGUAGCCAAGCCUUAAAUGACAAGCAGAUCACAUUGGCUAGUCCCUCCCUACCUGCGGGCCUGAGUCACAAAUCAAGCUCAGGAUUGCAGCCUUCCCACCUUUCUAUACUUGACUGCUUACCCUCUGUUUAAAUCAUAACAAGGAUUCAACUAGGAAGCUUUGGGGGUUUUUGUUUUGUUUUUAAUCUCUCAAGAUGUGAAGUAUUUGUUUACUGGAUUCCACUUACCAUGCAACAUAAACAAGUUUUCUUUUUAGGGCAGGAAAACCAAUGAUUUCAUUUCUCCCUUUCUGUAGUAAUGUGGCCAUGUGUGGCUGGAGCAUAGAGAUGUAAUCCUAGUGGUUUUUAAGAAAAUUAUUUUCUUGCUAAUUGACACUUCUGUGGAUGAAGACUUUGAAUAAAAACCUAUUAUUUUUUAC